ACGCUGUGCCUUUAUAAUAAAUACUCACGUUUUUAUCGAGAUUCGACAUGACGAAAGAAGAUUUAUAUUCCCAGAACAAGUCACUCAGAUAAUCAGUUCGCAAUAAUGCUAUGGAAAUGUCAAAUAGGACUUGGUAUGCACCGGAUAAACUUUCAAACGGAUAUACUGGGCAGUUACUGAAAACAUCGGAUUUCGUUGCGGAAAUUCCAAAAAUGUGUUUAUUUCAUUUAGUAGAGGUCAAUUGCGUCACUUGUUAAUAUGGACAUAUUGACUUAAAUGUUGUAUAUAAGCGAUCAUUGCUUUUAUUGUUCUUAAUGCGAGAUAUUGUUUUAUUGUCAUACAUCCUGUUGUACCGUAAUUGACAAAUACCAGUAAGCGGUCUUCAACAGAAUUUCGGUGUUCUUUGAAGUUGUGAUUGUUUAAAUCAUAACUUAUUUUAAAAUCACAAGGCGAAUUUUAGGAGAGAUAAUAAAGUGAUAUUAACGGAAACCUAAAUUUAGAACAUUUCAAAUACCGCGGGUUUUCCGGUUACCAUGGUAACGAUAUGCAAGAUCGGGCUGCAGUUGGGGCUUGCAGUGACGUUGGUCGUCCUGUCACUGAUUGUACUUUUGGUUAGUUUGGUGGCGCCUUACUGGAACCAGUCUCCGGAAGGGGAACACUGGGGUCUAUGGCAGCGCUGUGUGCCGGAAACUGGGUGUGAAGCGAUAGAUGGCGAGCCUAUGUCAGGUGUCAUGCAGCUCGGCCGCGUGUGUGUGAUGCUGUGUGUGGUGGGGCUUAUCACCGUGCUGUCCCUGCUCGCCGUCUACGUCUGCUGCCGGAGGGAUGUGCGCAUCAUCAGUGCCAGCAUCGCUCUCUGCUUCCUCUCCAUGUGCCUCACCCUUCUCAGCGCUUUCCUGUGGGGAAGCGCCGGCAACACGUCGCUCUCAUGGUGUUACUUUCUGUGCUACCUGUGUGGUCUAGGAGCGGCAGGCGCCGGAGGAGUUCUUAUCUACGUCCGGAGGAUGGAGACGUUCAAACAGAUGGAGAACGGGGGAAGCGUCGUCUGAGACUGCAGUAGCGCAUGCACAAUAAACGAACGGGCGUCUUUCGUUAAGACCCUAGGUUGGAGUUCUAUAGGUGUACAGGUUUAAAACGCACGUUGAGCUGGAAUAACGGCUUUAAACCGUUGCCCCGAGAGAAAAAACUGCGACGUUUGUAUUUGUUACCAUUGUUGAAUUAACACAGUUUAUGAAAUUAUUAAUUAUUAUGUAUCAAAGAAAUACUUAUGGCGGGGUGAGUUGUGAAUGCAACUUUUGGUAUCCGAACAGUUGAUUGUGACCUCAGUUUACUUGCCUUGUCUCCUUUCAAGUGGAGUCAUGGGGUGGCGGUAAAAUCAUUUUACGUGAUUAUCUCAUAUUGCUGUGAAAGUCACAUUUGUCAUGUGAAAUCCGCGUUUUUGUAUGAGAAUAUACAUGUUUUGUGAAUUGUUAAUUAUGUCAGAAGAAUUGUAAAUUUCUGCAAUAUAUGGUCGCGUGUGCGUGUGCGUUCGCGGGUGCGUGUGUGUGUGUGUGUGCAUUUUAUUUAGUAAGUACACGUGUAUGUUGUUGUGCCAUUAUAAUGUUUCUAAUAAAUAUAAUACUUGCA
Messenger RNA from Dreissena polymorpha, 1623 nucleotides. RefSeq lists its product as uncharacterized. Bases 534 to 1046 code for a protein of 170 amino acids. Lineage: Eukaryota; Metazoa; Mollusca; Bivalvia; Myida; Dreissenidae. The record is from RefSeq and is a predicted model, not a curated record. The transcript has 3 exons.